This is a messenger RNA of Penicillium digitatum Pd1, 915 nucleotides long. Its product is annotated as peroxidase. The record is from RefSeq and is a predicted model, not a curated record. NCBI's taxonomy places the organism in Eukaryota, Fungi, Ascomycota, Eurotiomycetes, Eurotiales, Aspergillaceae. Gene Ontology annotation, biological process: hydrogen peroxide catabolic process; cellular response to oxidative stress; response to reactive oxygen species. Gene Ontology annotation, molecular function: heme binding; peroxidase activity.
AUGAGCACUCACGACUAUGACGCCGUCCGCAAGGACAUCGCCGCUAUCUUGCAGAAGCCGGGGUAUGACGAUGGCAGCGCAGGGCCCGUCCUAGUGCGACUUGCAUGGCACUCGUCCGGCACGUACGACGUCGAAUCCGAUACCGGUGGCUCCAACGGAGCUGGCAUGCGAUACGAAGCAGAGGGUGGCGAUCCCGCCAACGCUGGUCUGCAGCAUGGACGGGCAUUCCUAGAGCCGAUUAAGGAGAAGCACCCCUGGAUCACAUACUCGGAUCUGUGGACGCUGGCCGGCGUAGUGGCGAUCAAGGAGCUGGGAGGACCGGAGAUCCCCUGGCAAGGCGGACGGACCGAUCUGAUCGGCGAGACGAAGCUGCCGCCUCGAGGACGUCUGCCGGAUGGAGCCCAGGGUGCCGACCACCUGCGGUUUAUCUUCAACCGCAUGGGUUUCAAUGACCAGGAGAUCGUAGCGCUGACUGGUGGACACAACCUGGGCCGAUGCCACGGCGACCGCAGUGGAUUUGAGGGCCCGUGGGUGACGAAUCCGACGCGAUUUUCGAACUCCUUUUUCAAAUUACUGCUCCAGCUUGACUGGAAGCCUCGGAAGCUGGCGUCGGGUUACACGCAGUUUGUGUAUGAGGACCCCGAUGCCGAGGAGGACGAGGAGCCAUUAAUGAUGCUGCCGACUGAUAUGGCGCUCUCGACGGAUCCAGGAUUUGCCCCGUGGACUAAGCGGUAUGCUGAGGAUAAGGAGUUAUUUUUUGAUCACUUCUCCCAGGUGUUUGCUAAGUUGAUUGAACUUGGCAUCCGGCGUGAUGCUCGGGGUGCGGUGACAAACACUGACGGCACCCUCGGCGGGUAUGUGUCGGCGCCGAAGAAGAGCAACACUGCUACCGGUCCGCCCAAAGCGCGUCUGUAG